UGUAUCUUGUUGCGAAUCUGGUAAUCUCCUCCUUGACCGUUGGUAUUCCGAGGUCUUUCCUUAUGUCCUCGUUUCUAACGUACCAUGGGGCGUUUACUAUUGUUCUAAGGAUUUUGGCUUGUAUUGUUUCGAUUUUGGUUAUAUGACUCAUUGCUGCUGUUCCCCAUAGUGGAAUUCCGUAUGUUCAGAUUGGUUUUAUGAUUAUUUUGUAUAUUUUUAGUUUGUUUUCUGUGCUUAGUUUGGAUUUUCGGCUUGUUAACCAGUGCAUUUGUCUCCUUGCUGUCUGUAUUUUGUCUAUUAUUGAUUUGAUAUGCUGUUUCCAUUAUGAAGUGUGUAUCUAUGUGAAGUCCAAGGUAUUUGACUUGCCUUGUUUGUGUUAUUUGCGUGCCGUUCAGGAAGAUGUUUGGUGUUAUCUGUUUUCUCAAUGUGAAUGUAAUGUGGUUGCAUUUGUUAGGGUUAGCUUUGAUUUGUUUGUCCUGUAGCCACUUUUCUAUUUUUGUGAUGUGCUCUUGUAGUAUUGUGGCUGCUGUUACAGGGUUAGUGUGCCUGACUAGCACGGCUGUGUUUCCAGUUAUAUGAGGCAAAAACAACAUGUUGUAGUAAAGUUUUUUAACGAAGCUGUAACAGUUUAAAUGUCGACAAUUUUUCAUUGAAAAUUUAAUGAUCCUUUAAUUUCGUACGACAAUUCAUAUAUAUAUUCAUAUUUAUUUAUAUAAUUCAUAUUUUGCCUUUCAUUCGAUGAUUGCUGACAGUUUAUAUCCAAGAAUAUUAAAUUAUCGCUUAAUUUAUUAUCGGUACUGAAUAGUUGUUACAAUGUUCGUGUCUAAUGAAGAGAAAAAAUUAAGAAGAUAAAAAGAAUGCGAGAAGAUGUUUUAAACAUUGGAAGAAGGAAAACAACACGGUGGAUAAUAUUAUUUAGAAGGUGACAGAAUGAGUGACGCUGUGAUGCAAGAGUUGAAAGAUUUCCAUUUAUUGACUAUCGGUCAAUCCAAUUGUACCAGAUGUAUUGAAGAAGAGAAGAAGCUAGAUAUCGCGUACUUAAACGAAUACACGGAGCAAGCGCAUAAUAUAUGCAAAUUAUUAGAGCAAGAAAGGAACUCAAUUAUCACGAUCGAUGCUCCAAGUGGAUUUGGUAAAACGUCUCUUCUGUGUACUUUCGUUGUAAACUACCAGGAACCAGUAAAGUUUAUUGUAUUCCGGAAAGACCAGGCAAGUGAAAUUUCGUUGAAGGAAAUAGAGACGUACACGUCUAUAUCUUUUUGUAUGCAUCAUCUCAAUCUACCAUAUCAACGAGCAAUUCAAAUGUUUCAAAAGUCCAGUAAAGAUAAGAUUGAAGAACUUUAUAAGUUAAUCUUGUACUCUAAAAAAUUUGUCGCUGAAGGCACAUCCGUUCUUAUUUUAGACACGUACACUAUACCCUCACCGGCUAUGUUGCUUCUAUUAUACAUACUGUCCCUUAAACAUGAGCUGCACUUAAUUUUUGCUGGGGAUGCUAUGCAAUUAAGUUCUGUCAAUAAAUCUGUAUUUCAUAAGGAAAGUAAUUAUUAUAUUAUUCAGAUAUUGAAGGACUUGACAAUAAGUAAUUUAAAUGAAAACAUGCGAAUACAUGACACCGUGUUUAGAGAGAAUGUAGCAGAUUUUUAUGAACUUCUGCAGCAAGAACAACCUGCUGGGAACGUUCCGUUGAAUUACAAGCUACGUUACCAUCUAUACACUAUGUUUCGAUCGAAAUAUUUCACUGAGGAACGUUUUGAUACUAUUUAUAUUGCUCAAACUCAUCGUAACAUUACAAAACGUUUAUAUCGCUUUAUUGAUUAUCUGAAGUCGAAAAAUAUAACGUAUUAUGAAGCACCAUUUCUUUAUGGACUACAUAAUGCCAAGUUCUCUCGUGAUAGUCGUAAAGAUAAACAUUUUCCCACCUUGCUGAUAGUAAAAGGAUACAAAUAUAUAUACAUUAAUGAAGAAGGUUUCCAUCAUGUUGUUGUCUUGGAGGAUAUACUGCUUAAAAACGACGAAAUUGUGAGUUUGAAAAUCCGUUUUUUAAAAGAUAAAAAUCGCGUUGAAACAAUUGUACGGGUUAAGCUUAAUUAUUAUCAGAUUUUACCAGAUUAUCGUAAUUGGUUAUUCAAAAACCGUGUGAUAAAUAAUAGAAAUGAUAUAUGGCAAUUUCCUUUACGUCCAUAUACGCUGACAUAUCAUGCUACUCUAGGACGAACGAUCGACGAAGCGAAAGUAGAGCUUAGUGCCGAGUGUAUGUACGCUAAUUUCUUACACAUUGGUCUUUGUUCCGUACGCCACGAUUUUGAUAUUCAUAAAAUUCACGAUGAACGAAAUCUGGCAGGAUAUUUGAUGACGCAGUAUAUGGAAACUCUUUCACUAAAAAAAGACAGUGAAAAAUACUAUUAUCGUUGUCAGUUGGAUAAACAUGAAAUUUAUGACCUUAUUGUUAAUAAUAAAAACAGCGAGAGUCUAGAUAAUAUCGAAUGGAUGACUACGGAUGAUAUACAUAACUUUGAGAAGAACCGUAAUAACUUUAUCCGCAUUGAACGUAGUAAAUAUGAACAGUCCAACAAAAAAGUGGAUACACCAUUCAUGCAAAUUACAAAAUUUAUCAAAGAAAAUCCACACGUGAUACUUAAUACAAUUGAAAUGGCACCUGUUGACGAUUUUGACAAGUAUUGCAAUAAGGAAAAGAAAAAGAAGAAACAGCCACCAGAAAAUGAAAAGGAUGAAAAAUCACAUGCAUUAUGUUACUUACUUCAUGAAUACGAUCAGUGGGUUGUUAAAAAAGAAAAGGAUUUUCCAGAAUAAGUCUGUGUGCGAGUACUAAAGAAAAUUCAUAAUUUUAUAUUUUAUUUUGAUAUAUUUUUGUAAGAGUCUCUAUACAUAUAUGGUUUAAGCGAUUGAAAAUUAAUGUUACUGAAAGUAUAAUUACUACAUUACAGAUGUUUAUAUAUUUAUGGAAAAUUGAACCCAUUUGUAUCCAAGCGCGGAUUAAUCCGCGCGCUGCGACUGUCUUCUAUCACUAAGCGCGAAUUAUUAUGCGAUCUGCGAUUGUCUUCUAUAUAAAAAAAUAUAUGUAAAGAAGAUGUCGUUUUAUUAACAACUAUGUAUAGCUUAAAAUUUGCUAAAACAGAGAAAACAAACCGAUAUACCGGACAAAAAUGUGUAGAACCAACAAUAGUAAUUGAUUAUAAUCAGAAUAUGGGUGGAGUUGAUGUUGGCGAUCAAAUUUUAAGUAAAUUUCAUACUCUGCGAAGAUGUAAAAAAGCCUAUAUGAAAAUAUUUUUUUACCUCAUAGACCUGUUGUUACUAAACAGUUAUGUAAUUUUUAAAAAUCAUAAGAAGGAUCGAGCUUUUCAUAUUUUUAAACAACAAUUAGCCGGAGAAAUUAUUGGCGAAUAUUUACUAAAUAUAAAAGUAAGUGAGGCAUCUAAUGAUUCCAUAACGCGAUAUACUGGCAAGCAUUUUCCUAUUCGGAUACGUCCAACUCCAGCAAAGGGAAGCAGAACGCCAAAGCGAUGCGUUGCAUGCUUAUCCAAACGUACUUGAAGAGAAACGGUCUUUAAAUGCCAUAUUUUAAAUGCCAGAAUUCCAUGAGAAAUAAUAUGAUUUAAUUUCCAUUUUAAUCUAAAUAAUUUUUUUUUAAAUAAAUAAUUUUUACUUUUUUCCUCUGUUAUAAAGAAUGUAAGAUGCGAUGUUUGCGAGGUAACAUUGUCUAUCAAUUGUUUUGAACAGUAAAUUUUUGAUAAACUCUAUGAAGAGUUCGGAUGUCAUUUAAAGCACCUACGACCGACCUCGUGCGGUGAUGGGGACCAGUCGCCAGUUGAACGCCGCUGAUGCCUUCAAAUGGCCCUUUAAGUAGGGCCAUGAUGCAAAUGGGUUAUAGAUGCAAGAAUGAAUUAUGUGUAAGAUUGCAGUUCUGUGUCCGUGUUCUUAAAAAUUUAAGUUUACAUAAACAUCCGCAAUUUAAUAAUUAUGUUAAGUGUUCAAAUGGGUGCUUCUUGGGUUACAUUCAUAACAUGUUAUAGAAUUAAACUUAUGUUUUGUUAUAUGCCUCGUUAUUCCUUUGUUGUAAUUAAUUCAUAUAUUCUGUAAAAAAGCAAAAGAACGAAAGGCCACUUAACCACCUAUCUAUGCGCGCAAAUUUACCUCGAGUUACUACUACGCCUGACCGAAAAGACUGUCGAGUGCAAAGGAUUAAAAAUUGAGGAACCUUAGGACUUAUUUGACUUAACUUGUAACCUCUUUGUAUUAUUUUUUUACAAAGUGCAAUUUAAGAGAUGGUAAGAGAGAUCUAAAAAGCUUCAAAAAAAAUAGAAAAAUAGUAAAAAGAACUGUCCUAAUAUACAGUAGCGGACAAAAGAUUAAGACGAAAUGGAAAAAAUAAAUAAUUGAUUUACUUUCCAUAAAAAAUAUAAAUACAGUGUUCUACUUUUGGUAUUAACUGAUUAGACAUUUGUUUAUAUACUGACAAAAAAAUUUCAUUUUGAUAUUUUGUUAAGUUAUAAAAAAGGAACGAAAUCUGUAUAAUAUUUCGUCGGUCAGAAGUUUAAGACUACACAAAAAUAUUAAUUUUUGGUAAGAAAAUAUACACAAUUUUUGUAUAUAUUCAAUAUUUUGUCCAAUAUCCGUUAUUUCUUAUCACUUCGGUACAUCUUCUUGGCAUAACAUCUAUUAAUUUUUUACAUUGAUCUACCGCAAUAUUACUUCAAGCUGUUUCAAUUAUAAGUUCAUUAAAAUUUUUUGGUUUAUAAGCUUGUACUGUCUUUUUAUAAUGCUGCACAAAUUCUCGAUUGGAUUAAUGUCUGGUGAUUGCGACGGCCACGGCAACACGGUAAUAUUUUCUUCUUCAAAAAACUGUUUCACAACCCGAGCCGUGUGCUUCAGGUCACGAUCAUUUUAAAAAAUAAAAUCAUCACUCAUAUUGUUGCGUGUAAAAGGCAACAUUGUGUUCUUCAGUAUGUCCAUAUAUUGAAAACGGCCCAUAAUUCUGAGGUGGUUGUUGGUGACGGUACCCACAAGAAAUACUCUUGAUGUUCGACAAAAAAGGUUUAUUAAACUAUUAACAAUCAACAGUCAACAAUUUACGAUCAACGAUUAACGAUUAACUAUCACGAGUUAAUAAUCACGUAUCUCGAAUUGUAUUUGCUUCGCUAUGACGCUAAACCCAACCCUUCGGUUGAUCCCAAUAGAUGUGUGCCUUUAAAAAUUUAUACCAAACUUGCUUACGAGCCGUUUCUGACUUGUUCACUAUAUUUGCUAUUUCGGUGUAGGUUUUACUUUGCUUUCGCAGCCUUACGAUUUGUUCCUUUUCGUUUUCAAGGAAAUUCUUUGAUUUACCCAUAGUCUGUUCCUACCUAAAUGAAUUUUAAGUAAUAAAACUAUACUAAACAAUAAUUUUGAUAUUUCAGAAUCCAAAUGUUCAAAAACUCCCGUUUUACACAGAUCGUUUUAAACUAGUGCCCGCUGUUUACAAGUGCUAAGCGGUGACUAACUGUUGUAACUCCUACAUUGUUUGUAUUUAACAGCUGACGGUCUGAGGUUGCGAAGGUCAAGCUAUAUUAUUCCAAAGAGACAAACCGAAUAGAAAAACAAUAUGCGUAUGAUGUUUGUAAUCCGGUUUACAAGUCAUCGUCUUAAACUUUUGUCAGCUAUUGUACAGUUACAAUAAAUAUAUAUUUGAUACUUUUGUCAUAAUUGUUCAUUAUAUUUUUGCAUUUCAUAAUUUUGUGAAAUAUGUUAAAAAAUCUAUUUUUUAAAAUUUUAAAAAAUAUUAUCUAAAUUUAACACACAAACAAAGAAGAUAUUACAAGAAGAAGAUUUUCAUUGAUAAUUGUUUUCAUUCAGAAUUAUAUUUUUUCGUUAGUACUGUAUUGUAAGUAAUGAGAGGAUAAAAAUAGUUCUUUGGCAUUUUAUAAAAUAUAUUGAAUUAAUAUUGUUCUUUUUUUAUAUAACAUUUUAUUUCAUUUCAAUACGUAUGUAUUAUUAUUAGCAGAACCUUUAUAUAUAUCAAAAAUCAACAGUCGACCUUUUUAUUUUAUUUUAGUUAAAAGUUAUAUUUUAGUAUUAAAGCGAAAGUAAACAGUUUAAUAUGCAAGUAUUGUUCAAGUGCGAAUUAGUCUUGAGUAUACUUAUAAGUAAAAUAAUAUCGUUUAAUAAUUUAUAAUUUAAGUUGAUUCUACAAGCUGAUUGAAAGACUUACAAAGGAUUAAAAGACUUUAAAUAAUGUAUAAGAUAUUUUUACAAAUUCUACAAAAUAUUUUGAUGAUUAUAAAUUGUUAAACAAAGUGUCAAAUUUUAAUUAAAAGGAUGAAGAUGGAAGAUUAUAUCAGUUUACAUUGUCUCUUACUGAUGGUUGUUUAGAAACCUGUAGCAUUGAUUUUGUAAUUGUCAAUUUAGAGGUACGAAAUUAAUUGAUUUUCAAGAACGACAUAAAUAUUCCAAAAAUAAUGAUAAAUGAAGAGUAUAGGAGAAGAACGCGAUAAGUAAUGUCCUUCAUUUUCUACACGCAGUUUUAAGGUUCAGUCCUCAUUGUCAAACAAUCCCAAAGUUGUUACCAAAAAUGUAUGUUAUUUAAUUUUAAAGUUAUGUAUUAUAGUUUUGGCUCGUAUAAUAAAUAAUAAGCAACUGGUUUCUGACUCGAAAUAAACAGUUCGCUAUCCCCUCUUCUUUAUUUCUUAUACAACUCAGCGACAAAGUGAGAGUUCCAAGCAUGAGUAAGAGGUCUGCGAAAGCCAGAAGCCAUCAAUUUUUGUGAUCGAAUGAACAACAACAUCGUUUAGUAGAAGAUGAAUAGAAUAUGUAUAAUGUCUUCUCACUCUAGCAUUAGCGAUUCUGAAAUGUUAUAUGCUCCUCGGCCAAUCACUUUUUGAUUUACCGCUAUCUCCAACCUGUCACUUGUUCUGUGUGUUCUUUCUUAUUGCGUUCGAAAACAAAGUCAAGCCGAGUAGCAUAUGUGGUUCCUAAUAAGCAACCAGUCGAUCUCGACUCUAUGUUGCUUAUUUCGAGGUUGUACUUGUUAUAAUAUUAAAAUAUUACUUUUUUAUAGUUAUAUCUUCGGUUUAUAAAGUAUAUCCUUGUUGGAAAGACGUAUAUCUUUAUAUCUAAGAGGUUCAUCCGAUUUUUAAAUAAGUUUUUAUUAUAAAGUGAUAUUAAAAUAAAAAUAUUGCUGAAAAUAUA
Molecule: messenger RNA, 7182 nt
Organism: Bombus pascuorum
Lineage: Eukaryota; Metazoa; Arthropoda; Insecta; Hymenoptera; Apidae
Exons: 3
Coding region: 931-2811 (626 amino acids)
Source: RefSeq, a predicted model, not a curated record